Messenger RNA from Exserohilum turcica Et28A, 1844 nucleotides. RefSeq lists its product as uncharacterized. The transcript has 4 exons. Gene Ontology annotation, cellular component: cytoplasmic dynein complex; centrosome. Gene Ontology annotation, molecular function: dynein heavy chain binding. Lineage: Eukaryota; Fungi; Ascomycota; Dothideomycetes; Pleosporales; Pleosporaceae. The record is from RefSeq and is a predicted model, not a curated record. The coding region runs from base 91 to 1683 and encodes 530 amino acids. Gene Ontology annotation, biological process: microtubule cytoskeleton organization; microtubule-based movement.
GCUUCUGCCACACAUUGCCUGCCCGGCCCAUCGCCGCCAAGGCCCCGCACCGCUGUCGCACGCCACCACAAAGCCGGCUGCCUCUCCGCAAUGGCCAGCGCGCGCCGCACCGCCAACUUCCCCACGCGCACCGCCGGCAGCCAUGACCGCCCGGGCAGCAGGGGAGACGCCGACCGCGAGCAGAUAUGGAAGCCCAUGCUCGACAACAUCUCGAGCGGCAAGCGGCUGCCCGAGAAGAGCCUGCUCGUGCUGGGCGGAACUCCAGAGACGCAGCGCGACUUUCUCGAAUCCGUCUCGACAGACUCUGCAAACAACCGCCGCCCGCCCGACCGCGGCCGCCGCCCGCCCAUUGCCAACCAGUUCGCCCUGGGCUACACGUACCAGGACGUCCUCGACACGGAUCACGAGGACACGCUCGCCCGCCUGUCGCUCUAUCUGCUGGCGAACCCCUCGCCCUCCUUCACGCCCCUCAUCCGCCCCUACCUGAACCCUCGCACACUCCCCCACAUGCUGAUUGUCAUACUGCUCGACUGGAACCACCCGUGGCUAUGGAUACGGCAGCUCCGCGACUGGAUACGCGUCCUGCGAUCGCUGAUUGUCUCGCUCGACGACGCCUCCAAGGUCGUCCUGGAAGAGAACAUCCAGACGCUCCAGGACAAAGGCCGCACCCUGGCCGCCGAGGGAAGCAGCCUGGAGAAUGUCAAGGUUCCGCUCGGCCCCGGCGAGUGGGACGAGCCGCUCGGGAUCCCGCUGUGCGUUGUGUGCCAGAACGCCGACAAGAUCGAGACGCUUGAAAAAGAGCGGGGGUGGAAAGAGGAGGAGUUUGACUUUAUCCUCCAGUACAUGCGGACUAUCCUCCUCAAGCACGGAUCGAGCCUGGUCUACACGAUGCCCACCGCGCCGGGCUCAUUACAAACACUGAUCCACUCGACUCUGGGAAUCAAGUCGCUGCUGAAGCAGGAGCAGCUGAGGCACAACGUGACAGACCGAGAUCGAGUGCUGGUCCCUCCCAAUUGGGACUCGUGGGCAAAGAUCCGCAUCUUACGCGAGGGGUUCGAUGUUGAGGGCAUCAGCGAAAAAUGGAGCGUCGACAUUGAUAUUCCCCAGCACAUGCGCCCAACCAAUGGCCAAGCACCGGCACCUGCCGAAGGAGAAGAGCAGACAGAAGGCGAGCCCACGCCAGCGCCAGUCGUCGAAGAAGAGAACCAAGGCCCCACCGCGACUUCAAUCUACGAGGAGACGAUCCGCAACCCAGAGUCCGACUACGCUCUAUCGAGCCUAUCAAAACAAACCAAUGGCCUCGAGGUCUCGAGCAAAGACCCACAGGCAUUCCUUGCUGAGCAGGUCAAUGUGCUGGAGAAUCUCCGCCGAGAAGAUGAGAACGAGGCUGCCCUCAAAGCUGCACGCAAAGACCAAGAGCCCGCGUCUCGGGCAUGGACCGACGAUGCAUCAGGAGUGGUUGAGGAACAUAUUGGUCCUGUUCAGUUCAACAUGGGUGGUAUUCAAGUCAACGCUGAUGAGAUGGUCAAGCGACUGCAGGACCGCCAGGCCAACCGAUCGGAUGACCCCGAAACACCACCACCCAAAACACAGGACGCCAACAUCAAUGACAACGAGAAGCUCCGGUCCUUCUUCUCAAGUCUUGUAAACAAGGCCCCCUCCAACAGCCCACGAAGCUCAUGAGCCUGUGGCCAAGGACCCGUGCUCCCGUGCCUGAUUGCAUUUGCCAUGCACGCUUGAUCUUCCUCAUGUAGUUCUGUUUCACUGGCGUCUUGGGCAGCAUCGUCAACAGUGACAGAGGCUUUUUCUAUGGUCCACGAUCGUCAUCAGCAUGGCUCUAUACC